AUGAAGCUCAGCACUCCCUCUCUCCUCUCAGCCCUCACAGCCACAGCCUCCGCCCACGGCGGCGUCCUCUCCUACAACAUCGCCGGAACAACCUACGCCGGCUUCGUUCCCUACAACAGCCCGACCGGCCAAUCAACCAUCCAGCGCGAAUGGGACUCCUACAACCCCAUCACCGACCCAACGCUGAGCACCAUGGCCUGCAACGCCGUCGGCACGGCCGCAAACCUCACCGCCACCGUCGCAGCAGGCUCCACCAUCAUCGCGUACUGGAACGACCCCUGGCCCCACACCAUAGGCCCCAUGGUAACCUGGAUGGCCUCCUGCGAUGGGGAUUGCAAGACCUUCACCCCGAGCGGAGACGUCUGGUUUAAAAUCGACCAAGCGGGUCUGCUUUCCGGGGAUCUUCCCACAGGCCUCUGGGGAUCCGGGAAAAUGGUUGCGCAGAACAGCACCUGGACCUCGAUCAUCCCCGCGAGUUUGAAGGCGGGGAACUAUCUCCUGCGCCACGAGACUAUCGCCAUGCAUACGAGCAAUGCCCCGCAAUGGUACCCGGAGUGCGCGCAGUUGGUCGUGACGGGCACUGGGACUGGGGUGCCGGGAGCGGCGUACCUGGCUGCUAUUCCGGGCGUUUAUCUGAUGAGUGAUCCGGAGGUUGAUAUUGAUGUUUAUAGUCAGCCGGGGGUUACGAAUUAUACGGUUCCGGGUCCGGCUGUUUGGACUGGGCUUGGAAUUAAGCAGGUAGGAGGGUAG
Molecule: messenger RNA, 750 nt
Organism: Lachnellula hyalina
Lineage: Eukaryota; Fungi; Ascomycota; Leotiomycetes; Helotiales; Lachnaceae
Gene: cel1
Product: Cellulose-growth-specific protein
Exons: 2
Coding region: 1-750 (249 amino acids)
Source: RefSeq, a predicted model, not a curated record